Molecule: messenger RNA, 894 nt
Organism: Mesocestoides corti
Lineage: Eukaryota; Metazoa; Platyhelminthes; Cestoda; Cyclophyllidea; Mesocestoididae
Source: the annotation of a GenBank genome assembly
AUGUUUUUUUUACUUAAGUCGACCUCUGUGUUUCAACGUGGGUACUCCUCCGCACCCAAGGACAUUCCUCCGGGAUCGGGUGAUCAUCCUGCCUCCAACGAUGGUGUACCUCAGCACCCAUAUGCGUUGUCUACUCAGAACAUUCCUGAAAAUUAUCCAUGUGUUCCAGUAAUUGCAGUGACCGGAUACCCCCUCUUUCCAAAAUUUGUGAAAGUGAUCGAGAUUACAGAUCAAAAUCUCAUGGAAUUACUUCGGCGUAAAGUAAAGCUCGGCUUGCCAUUUGCUGGGGUCUUUCUGAAGAAGAAUCCGACUGACACGUCUGAUGUCGUAAAGAGUAUCGAUGAUCUCUAUCACGUUGGCACUUUUGUACAAAUUCCCGAAUUCGAUGACCUGGGCCACAAAAUACGGAUGUUGGCCAUUGGCCACCGCAGAAUUCAGCUGGUAAAACAAGUCCAAGACGCCUUCAACGAUGCCAAUACCGAAGCCCUAUCUCCCGAUGAGAAAUCAAGGAAUAAGCGAAACGGCCUCCUUCGACGCGUACGAAAGGCUGCGCAGAUGGCAGGUUUGCCAGCGGACGAUGCCACAGAAGCCCCCAAAAUCGAUGAGAGUACGGAAGAAACCUCCUCUGAUACCCCUGCCUCCGAAACCACUCCUGAACCGUCAACGUCUUUGAACAUGGAGGAAAGUCCCGCAUCCGGUGUGCUGAUGGUGGAGACGGUCAAUGUCUACACCGAGCCCUUCGAAAACACGCCCGAGAUCAAGGCUCUUAGCGCUGAAAUCGUGAAGACCAUCCGCGACAUCAUCACUAUCAAUCCGCUCUAUCGCGAAAGCAUAUUGGCGAUGCUGCACGCCAGCCAACGCGUCGUCGACGAGCCCGAGCAUCUGAGUGACUUG